Lachancea lanzarotensis is the source of this 4647-nucleotide messenger RNA. RefSeq names its product LALA0S10e04654g1_1 (gene RIF1). Lineage: Eukaryota; Fungi; Ascomycota; Saccharomycetes; Saccharomycetales; Saccharomycetaceae. The coding region runs from base 1 to 4647 and encodes 1548 amino acids. The record is from RefSeq and is a predicted model, not a curated record. The transcript has a single exon.
AUGGAUCAAAGUGCUGGAAACCUGAACAAAAACGGUAGAGCGCUUGACGUGCUUGAAAAACACAUUUCUCAACAUAACAAACGCGCAAAAACUAGCAAUUAUGGUGCACUGUCAUCGAUGUGGCAGACGAUAUCGGACUCUUCACGAAUCACAACUUCGCCCAAAAAGACAUUGAGGCAAUCGAGAGAUAGCUCGCCUUCGAGAAAACACGAAAAAUAUGUGUUUUUGACCCCCACAGACCCUUUGGAGGCUAAGGAUACUCGGAAACUGCGGUCUUCGCCAUUAAGAAAAUCUGUGACAUUUUCUGAUAAUAUUGAAUCAUCUCCGCCACAAGAACAGCUGGAUUCCAGUCCCCGCUCAUUUUCUCAGGCUCGCCCAUCAAAAUCCAUACUUAAACUUACCGAUUCGCCCGUGAUGAAAGUCAGUCCCCGUCGUAACAGAAAAGCUCACGCGAGACCCGCAAGUGAGCAUUUGGAGCUGGACUCCAGCGAAAAUGGAGGAUCAAAUCCGUUGAAUAUCGACUUUUGGGUUUGUGGCGAAGUCCACAGCCUUCAUGAUAUCAACAGCGUUGCUGAAUUCAAAGCGCUACUAACUGGAGGCCUAUAUUUCAUGUCUAGUGCCUUACCCACCGCUCAUGAACGGCUCUUCGAGCUCUACGCUACUUUAAACAACAUCAUGCCAGCCUAUGUUCAUCACACGCAUUUUGAUGUCAAGGACAAAAAACUCUCGAUUGUUAUCAACAAUAUUGAUCUUGUACUAUCAACGUGUACGCCUCAUUUGAUCGAGCACCAAUCAGCUCUUCUAGAAACCCAAAAGAAAGAUCCUUUUGUGUCCCGAACUUACGUGCAGAUCGUUCGUUUUCUAAGCUUCAUAUUUUCCAGCUUCAGGAUAGUAGAGGCCUGCAAAGAUAAAUCACUUUUCCAAUCCUCAUAUCAGAAGGUUGUGGCAUGCUGCAUCGAGACAAUGGGUCACUCAUAUUCAAACAAAGUUAUGAUCACAGCCCAGCUUGCCUUCCUGCGCGACGAGCAAGUGGGUUUGCUAAGAAAUUCUGAGUUAAAUGUGUCGUCGGUAAUCCAGGCUUUGAUUAAAAUGAAAAAGAUAGAAAGUUCAAACCUCAUUUGUGAAAAGCUUCUGUUACUAAAAAAGUUUGUUUCAAGAUACACAGAUGUUAUGUUUGAAACAGUCGACAUUUGGCUUACAACUGAAGUUUUAUCACGGCUUCUUCCUAAUCAACAGUUCUAUUCAUCGAAAAUUGCCAGCAUUUGUGUUUCGAUUCUACUUGAUCUUUUAAAGAGGUCGUUGACGGAGUCAACACAUCCGAAUGUGUAUAGCGCGCUCACGAAACCAAUCAAAGAUUUGGAAGUUUCUCUCGAUUCUGAAUAUAAAAACUCACAGAAGCGUUCCAAAAUGGGUCAAAAGUCAACGGUGUCUCAACUGCUAUUGCAAAGUGUGGAAUACCUUCUCACUGAAAAAUCCGAACAUAAGUUAGCAUUCGAUCUUUGGCUUUCGAUGGUCGGACUUCUUUUCAAUUCAACUUCUGAGCUGGAUGAACUUUGCUCAGAUCCUAUGAAUGAAUGGUUACUGUUAAAUCUGAAACACCAAAACGCGGGCGUUCAUAGUGUUUCCGGCCUGGCAUUACGCUCGUGGAGAAUAGUAACCUACGUGAUUUGCACAAAGAGUGUACCUUCUCCGAAGAACGCCCGCCAAGUGGACGUUUUGCUGGAACCAUUCAGCCCGGCACAAUUUGAAAGUAGAACCCUUGAUGAUGGCGAUGAUGAUAUAUUUCUUCUGCGUGGAAUUCUGUAUUUGGCUCUGUGUAAUCAUCAGCCAGAUGCCUUCUCCCACAAUUUUAAAAAUAUCAUAAAGCCACUUCUUUUGAGAAUAUCAGACUCUCACGAAACAGCUGGAGUCGGCUUCUAUACUCUACAAAUGCUAAGCUCUCUUUGCCAACCUUCAAAAAUCGAGAAUGACUUUCAGAGAGAUUUCAACUCGCUAAAGGUAAUUGCAUCUCCAGGGUUAGGUAUGGAUGACUUUCUUCAUUUUUCAUCUCAAAUAUUUGAUCUUCAUUGGGACAUGCUUUUCAAAACUGCGCUCAAACUAAAUCGGUUGGCGGAUGUGGGUUCUCUCGAAAGUUCAUUCAAUUUCCUUGCUUCAACUAUCAGAAAUACCCCGAAGCAAUUAAUACGCAAGGAAGUAAUAGAUAUGUGCUUGAAAUCACUAUCAGAUGCAUUGGAAUGUUCUAAUCAGAAUAUUCAUUGUCGCGUUAUUCACGCUUUGAGUUGCAGCAUGAUAGCAUUCAACGACAAUAUGUGGAUGGGAUUUAAAAGUAACGUUAAUCUCAAAAAGGUUGUGAAGCAAGUGGUGCGACAUAAUGAUUUGAGCAUUUUGGAAAUUCUUAAGGGCGUAGUGGAAUCUACGAAAGGACUAGUGCCUGAUUUGGAAAUUUACGAUUAUUUUUUGAGUUUCGAAGACAAGUAUGUCGAAACCUAUAUCUCAAAUUCUGUUUGUUCGAAAAUACGUUCGUCUGAGAUGUCGAAUAGUACAUUUAAUGCACUACUCAACAUUGCGGAAAGCAUUUCUGAUGAACAUUUAGCGGAAAACGUGAUGGGGAUCUGCGAUAAACUAAGGCGGGAUUUGGGUUACGAGGAACAUCAAAUCAUGAUGGCUUGCGAUCUUCCUACUUUAUUCAAAUAUCUUAGACUUCGUCUCAGCUUGCAAACUGAAACUAUUGAUCCGACCUUCAUAACCCAAUUUACGGCAGUUUUGAAGAACCACAAUCAAUUGAAGUUUGAACUGCACAGAGCUCUAGAUAAUAAGCACUAUACCAGUCUGGUCUUGCAAGCUUUAAUUCUUGAAAGUCGCAGGUACGCAGGCACAGCCGGUGCCUACAUAGAGGCAUGGAGACCCGUGCUUUCAAAUUAUCCGCUGAGCGAACUGGACAACGCAUUGAAACAGGUUGAGGAGUUAGCCGUUGAUUUUGGAUUAUGCUUUAUUUUGCGCGCCUUGGAAACGGACAUUAUUCAUAACUCAACACUUUCUUCUUGUUUGAAAGAGAAGUUUAUGAGUUUACCCUUAGACGGACAAAGGAAUUCUUCCGACUCAAACACACUUGAAUUUCAGUUCCUUCAGAAAUGUUAUGAUACGCAAAGCUUUUCGCUUUUGAACGAAGCUAUAAAAAGGUUUAUACUCUCGGGUCUACUGCUUCCUGUGGUGCGGUUCUGGCGCGACAGCUCUGAAAAGGACGCAAAUGUUUUAGAUGCUGAAGCGUUAGUUCUUUUGGUUAGCGACGUUGGGGGAGACGACCGCAUGGAUUACAAGGUUGUCAAGAAUCGUUUGAACCAGUCUUACGACUUCGCUUUGAGUGUUAUUGAGGCGGCUUUGAAAUAUCGCAAAGAUCAGAUUUUGAUUGAACUCAAGGAGAAUUUUGCGGCGCUUCUGCUCGAUUGCACUGGAAAACUUAAAAACAGUGAACUUCGAGUCAAGGACGCUCUCAAAAAAGCCUCUCCGAUAUUGAUAGUCCCUGAUAACAAAGCUAUAGAUCCAGCUUUGCAGAUGCUCUUCCGAUCUUUACCCGCAAGGGAAGGGACAUUGGCAUACGAGCAGUUAGCUAUCGUCUGUUCCUCCUUUAAAAAUGAGAAUAGAGAUCUCGAUAAAAUUCGAGAGCUACUCGACUCUGGGGCCCCCGACCUUACUUUGCAACCCUAUGAUGGAUUGGCCCCAAAGUCAAAAAGUCCACGAUUAUACCAUUUCAAGGCUGUACCCAAGAAAUGUGCCACUCCUGAGCCCUUGAAGACGUCCGACGAGAUCCAUAAUGAAUCUGAAAACAUUUCCGAGGCUCAUACAUCGGAGGAGGCACCUAAUCGUUGUGCUGACAAAGUCAGUGACCAACCUACCGAGCAUGGAUUGCGCAACAAAAAAGAACAAAUCACGAAUGGCCAGAAGAGGCUGUCCUCCUCUGAGUACUCAAAGCCUCUUGAUUCUACCGAGAACUUGUCCUCUGCUUCCGAAGAAAGGCUAUUGGUAAGCGUGAACUGUGAUCGUUCUUCGAGUCCUCAGUCGGCUCAUAAAAGAUGCUCUUCCUCAGCCGUCAAAAAUUCAGUCUCUGAUGAGAGGAGUCUUCAUGAAGCUGAAACAAAAGUGGAGGAGGACGGGAGAGAUCUAUCCUCCGUUAGAGAUGUGAGAAAUUUAAGUACCCUUCAAAGUGAUUGGAAGCUUUCUGAAUCGAGUCUUCAAGACCCUAUUCAAUUCAAUGUCACCGAUGAUGUACGCCAAAUGAAGCGUCAGAGUGAUUUGAAGUUACCGAUAUACAAGAUGAGUGCAACUAAAGAAACAACAUCCAACUGCAAAACCACAUUGGAAGCUUUUCGAGCGCCUUUACCGUCCUCAGAUGCAAGAGAUGACACAUCGGAAAGAACUUUGAGUGCGGUUUCAAAAACCAAUCAGGCCCCCAAUACUGACGUCGACGACUUAAGCAUUUUAAAUGGCGUGUUGCCCUCAGAUAAGCAGACGAAGAUGAUCGUUCAAAUCGUUAAGCAAUUUGGGAAGGAAGAAUUUAGUCAGUUGACACAAGCGCAGAAAUCCUAUCUUAAAGAUGCUGUCGUAAAGUUUGUUGCUAAACUAGGAUCGGGCGAAUCGAAGGGUAGGUAG